AACUCGUAGACCUCAACCCUGAGAUAGUAAGAAGGCAAUCAAUGAUUGGAUCCUCAAAUCUACGGACCAAUCGGCGAAGGCGUUGUUCAAACAGACGACGCUUUGAGUUUUGAUCUUGCAAGCUAUCGUUAGCCGCAGAAGCUCAGCUGCUUGAAGAUGUCGGUGAAGCGGGGGAUUGGCGACUCUGCGUAUUUAAAGAAGAGGAUUCCACAGAAUCCAAAAUAUCAACAUGUAAAAACACGACUUGAUACAGGCUCCAGCCUGACAAAGUACAUGGAGAGACUAGAGGAGGCAAGGAAAAACUACAGAUAUAGGAAGGACGAGCUGUUUAAAAGACUGAAAGUGACUACAUUUGCACAGCUGGUAAUCCAAGUUGCUUCAGUGUCAGAUCAGAAUGACAACAUUAAAGAUGAAAUGGUGGGAUUAGAAGAUGAUGUUUCAAUAUUCUCUGCAUCACCGGGCCUCGACCGUCUCUCUGAUCAGACGAAUGGCUCCCCCCAGCCGACGCUUCUUCCCCCACUGAGUAUCAACAAUGAUGAAUCCGGCGACACUGCAUUUUCUCCUAGAUCUACACUCCAAAGUGUCAUCAGUGGCGUGGGAGAAAUGGAUCUGGACAAGAAUGGACAGAAGAGCAUCCAAAACUCUCCAGUGCCUACCUCCAACAUCCCAGAGUGCCCUUAUCCUGACUGCCCUUAUCUAUUGCUGGAUGUGCGGGACAGAGAACAGUAUGACCAGUGCCAUAUUACCAGUGCAUAUAGUUACCCCAUUGCGACCUUAUCAAGGACAAUGAACCCAUACACGAAAGAAGUUCUCGAUUAUAAAAAUGCAUCAGGGAAGAUCAUAAUCCUGUAUGAUGAGGAUGAGAGGAUAGCAAGUCAAGCCGCCACCACCAUGUGUGAGAGAGGCUUCGAGAAUCUCUUCAUGUUGUCAGGGGGUUUAAAAGUGGUUGCUCAGAAGUUCCCUGAGGGAAUGACAACUGGCUCCAUUCCCAUCUCCUGUCUGCCGUCACCCUCUGGACCUGGAGGUCGUAAGCGAUCGGUUCCACAGCAGACGUCACAGCCAGCAGAAAAAAAGUGGCGGUUCACCUCAGAAGACCUCAGCAAAAUCCAGCAUUACCUAGAAGAAGUGUACAUACCCAGUGAGCCCAGCAGUCGUCUAAGCAGCAGAAUGUCCACUAGCAGCGCUCGCUCUAAAGCAUCUACAGCUCGGAGCAGUCGACAAGGAUCGUCCAUAGCAGGAUCAGAAAGUGCUCGUUCACGGAGUAGUCAACCUUGGAAAUAAUCCUCAGCUUCACCUUCGUCAGUGUCAUCUUCUCUCUAAUGCAAAUAAAGCCUUUAUAUUUUCCUUUCGCAAGAUUCCUGUGAACAUGGACACUUCUAAACUACUGUGUGUUUGUUUUUUAAGUUCACUCUUAUUAUGACACAUGCACGUUCUCAGAACUACAUUGGGAGAAACUGAACAUUUCUUGAUUCUGGUACCACACACAAAUGGCACUGUUUCAGUUGUUUUCAUCAUUUCAGUUUAUUCACAAAUCUUUGCGCUGCAGUCUCCAAAUCCAAACUGCAUGUGUAAGAUCUAAAUCUGUUUCGCGUUUUGCCACUGUACAUUUUUUGGCAUAAUUGGCCAUUAAUACUAUAAUAAGAUGUCUAGGGUUAACACCUUAUCCCUUUUAAUGCAUAUGUAGGUUCUUCUAUAUGUUAUGUAAGUAACAAGCAGGUCUUAGUGAAAGGACUCAACUUUUUUUGCUUUAACUGUGCUACGACAUGAUGUGUUCAUUGAGCAUGCUGUAUGUUUACUUGCGCAGUAGUAUGCUGCAGUGCUUUAGAAAUAUUUUAGAUGUGCUGAUCUUGCCUUAAAGCCAGAGCUUCUCUGUUUGUUCAGUGCAUUUAUUUUUAUGGUUAAUGCUUUCCAAGCCGGUGUGGAAUUUUCUUUCAUAAUCGGCAUCUACUGAACUGUGAUUUGAAUGUUAUGAACUGUGCUAUUGCGUGAAUUAAUGAAGAUCAAUGAAGCUUUGUCUGUUGCAGAGCCUGAUGAAGGAACUUUUUUUGAAAAAAAAAUUCUUUUUUUCAGUCAUUGUAUAUGUAUGUGUACAUGAAGUGGUAGAAAGUUGUCUGUGUUUGUGUGCUUAUUGACCGAAAUCAGUUAUCCCUCUUCUGUCAUAGACUUUGUUUUAUUGACCAAUUAAGUAAUUUAAUUUAAUCUAUAAAAUGAAAACUACCUGGUUUGUUACUUUGUAUUAAAGGCUGAAUAAAAGUCAAUUUUAUAUUCUGUAGACCCAA
Carassius auratus (goldfish) is the source of this 2279-nucleotide messenger RNA. Its product is annotated as centrosomal protein of 41 kDa. NCBI's taxonomy places the organism in Eukaryota, Metazoa, Chordata, Actinopteri, Cypriniformes, Cyprinidae. The record is from RefSeq and is a predicted model, not a curated record. The transcript has 11 exons. Gene Ontology annotation, cellular component: ciliary basal body. Bases 157 to 1281 code for a protein of 374 amino acids. Gene Ontology annotation, biological process: cilium assembly.